AUGGUAAUCGAGUUCCAGGCCAUUGUGUGUUAUGGUAGUUUGUCAGACCAUAUUGAUUUUGUUGAUCGUCAGGUUGUGGUAAUGACUCAUGCAUAUGGAAAUCGUUCUGGGAUGAGAUAUAUGACAGGGAGCCUGAAAGUCUACUAUGUACCAUGGAAACCAUUCCUCAUGCAGAACACACUGCCAACAUUUUAUGGGACAUUUCCAAUCAUAAGAACAAUCCUCAUUCGUGAAAAGAUAACAUUGGUGCAUGGACAUCAAGCUUUCUCAACUCUUUGUCAUGAAGCUUUGAUGCAUGCUCGCACUAUGGGGUACAAAGUUGUGUUUACUGAUCAUUCACUUUAUGGUUUUGCUGAUAUGGGUAGCAUUCAUAUGAACAAAGUAUUGCAAUUUACUCUAGCUGAUGUGAGUCAAGCCAUUUGUGUCUCUCAUACAAGUAAAGAGAAUACAGUUCUUAGGUCAGGGCUGCCACCAGAGAAGGUUUUUGUAAUACCAAAUGCUGUGGACACAGCUAUGUUCAAGCCUGCUCCAGAAAGACUUGGUACUGAUGAAAUUGUUAUAGUUGUGAUAAGUAGAUUGGUUUAUCGGAAAGGUGCAGAUCUGCUUGUUGAAGUAAUCCCUGAAGUAUGCCAUUUAUAUCCCAAUUCUGUGCCUGGAGAACAAUUAUUCUUUGCUGGUCUAUCAAAGAGUGGGAAAACAGAUGAAAGUUCAUGA
Molecule: messenger RNA, 714 nt
Organism: Thlaspi arvense
Lineage: Eukaryota; Viridiplantae; Streptophyta; Magnoliopsida; Brassicales; Brassicaceae
Source: the annotation of a GenBank genome assembly